Molecule: messenger RNA, 632 nt
Organism: Quercus lobata
Lineage: Eukaryota; Viridiplantae; Streptophyta; Magnoliopsida; Fagales; Fagaceae
Product: Late embryogenesis abundant protein (LEA) family protein
Exons: 1
Source: RefSeq, a predicted model, not a curated record
AUGGAUGAAUGGGCAGGAACCAGUCAAUACACUGCAGAAAAUUCCAGAGACAUCAAAGACUCGGCAAAAGAGAAGGUGAACACUGCUACAGAAAAGGCUAGUGAUAUAACAAACGCAGCAAAAGAGAAAGCCAGUGAAGCUGCAAACGCAGCAAAGGAGAAGGCUAGUACCAUAAAGAAUAAAUCAGGAGAAAUAACAAACGAGGCAACACAGAAGGCUAAUGAGUCAAAGGAAAGAGCAUCCCAAAAGGCAGAGGAGGCAAAGGAAAAGACAUCUCAGGCAGCAAAUAAAGCCUCAGAAGCAAAAGAGAGAGUAGCCCAAAAGGCAGGAGAGACUAAAGAGAAGACAUCUCAAAAGGCUGAGGAAGCCAAGGAAACAGCUAGGGAAAUGGGAAAGAGUGCUGUAGAGGAAGCCAAGAAGAAGCAGUAUGAUACAGAGGAGCAUCUAAGUUGAGCCACGGAAAAAGCUAAAGAAGCUUAUGAUGCAUCUAAAAACAAAGCAGAAGAGACUGUAGAGUCUGCUGAGGACACCAUUGCCUCUAACUAUGAGGCAGCCAAGCAAAAGUCUAAGAAGAUCAAAGAUAAUGUAGCUGGUAGAGGUCGUGAUGAGGAACUCUGAGCUAAUCUAGCUAC